AUGUGUGAUACUCUUGGACUCAUUUACGUGAUUUGGUGGUGCAUGAUGCUAUUUCAUCUCUUGCAUGCUGACAUUCAGUGUAUGGGGUGGGCACAAGAAUCACCUAUUACAAAUGUGAAAAUGAACUGGAGAAAAAUGGAACUGUCCUGGGAGAGCAGUAAGAAUUUCUCUAUGUACACAUGUACCAUAAUGAACAGGGACAUGGAAAGUAUACAGAAAGAGGUGAAUAGUCCACUAUGCAGGUUUCCAGUGGAACAAUAUGUGUCUCUGCACAAAGGGGUAGACUUUAUAAUUGAAGUGCCAAACACAAACAUCUCAAAAAACUGCAUCUUUAUACCUGCAGGCUUGAAUGGGUCAGCCAUUGAAAACUUCUCCUGUGUGAUUUACAAUGUUUCCCUCAUGAACUGCACUUGGCAGGAGGGCAUAAAUGCUCCAGGAGACACCCAGUAUUUUCUCUACUGGCAGAACCCAAGAGACAACGAGGAGAUGGAAUGUGAGCUUUACAUUAAAGACAAAAAUGGCAGAAACACAGGAUGUAGAUUCCAAAAUGUGAGGAUAGAGACUGAAAUAGCUUACUUCCUGGUGAACGGGUCUAGCAAAGACUUCCUGAUCCAGUUCUAUGAUGAGUACAUUGAACUGUAUAAAAUUGAAAUACUCACUCCUCCAUUAAAUGUCACUGUCAACUGUGCUAGAGAUACAGCAAGCUGCAUAAUUACAUGGCAACCACCCCUUACAAGUCAUGUGAAAAAAGGAAAGUGCUUUCAGUAUGAAAUUAGCAUACAAAGUAAGGAUGAGCCAAAAGAAGAGAAAAAGGAUCCUCCUGUAAGGAAUGACAGAUACGAAUUUCAAAACUACAAUGAGAAAAAAAAAUACAUUCUGCAAAUCAGAGCACGUGGAAAAAACUGUCUCGUAAGCUCAAACUGGGGGGAAUGGAGUGAACCCAUUGAGUUUGGUCAAGGGGACAAUUACUUUAUUUUUGUGAUUUUAUUUCUGAUAGCACUCGGAACUAUCACAGUGACACUACUCCAAUAUUGUCUUUUCAAAAG
This is a messenger RNA of Antrostomus carolinensis (chuck-will's-widow), 1046 nucleotides long. Its product is annotated as granulocyte-macrophage colony-stimulating factor receptor subunit alpha. Gene Ontology annotation, cellular component: external side of plasma membrane; membrane. NCBI's taxonomy places the organism in Eukaryota, Metazoa, Chordata, Aves, Caprimulgiformes, Caprimulgidae. The transcript has 9 exons. The annotation marks the transcript as partial. The record is from RefSeq and is a predicted model, not a curated record. Gene Ontology annotation, biological process: cytokine-mediated signaling pathway. Gene Ontology annotation, molecular function: protein binding; cytokine receptor activity.